Molecule: messenger RNA, 333 nt
Organism: Prorocentrum cordatum
Lineage: Eukaryota; Dinophyceae; Prorocentrales; Prorocentraceae
Source: the annotation of a GenBank genome assembly
AUGGCCUCGGGUACGCGUUCGCCAACUUUUUUGAGCGCCGCUGCGGCCGAGAGGUUCGUGCAGCUGAUCGUGCUCGGCGGGCUCUCGGGAUUCGCGGCGGGCUCUGCUCUUCGCGUGUUUCCCUCGAAGAAGCAGGGGCUGGCGGAGUGCCUCCUCUCCUGGUGCAGGGGCCACUCGCGCAGCGUGCGAAGCGCCAAGGUGUUCCCCUUCGUGCGGCCGCUCAACGCGACGAUGCUGGUCAACCCAUACCUCGAGAUGCCGCCCAGCGGACCGCCCGCCAUGGACGUCCCGAUUCCCGCAUUUGUCUCCCGCGGGCAAAUCGUCGAGUUCUGA